Molecule: messenger RNA, 1772 nt
Organism: Phanerochaete carnosa HHB-10118-sp
Lineage: Eukaryota; Fungi; Basidiomycota; Agaricomycetes; Polyporales; Phanerochaetaceae
Exons: 6
Coding region: 126-1367 (413 amino acids)
Source: RefSeq, a predicted model, not a curated record
CCUUGCCCCGCCUGUUCUUGACUGCAGUCCGCUUCACGCCUCUACAGUAAGUACAUACAUUACCCGGGACUAUAUCUCAGUAUAUCACAGACCCGGCAAUAAUUCUCAGCAAGCAAGAUUAGAAGAUGACUAUCCUACGAGCCCCUAAUCGCCAAACAACCGACGGCAAGGAGCCAGCCGUCUUGCUGGAGAAAAGGAAAUUCACGGUGGAUGCGAAUGUCCCCAUUAAUCCUGUUCUAGUGACUUCAGAGCAUGCGCACCGCGCUACCGGGCUAGUCGCUAUCGAUGACGAAGGUGUCAAAACAGCAGCACGCCACAUAGGCAAAAGACUCGAGGUCGAGUCAUACACACCACGCACAUGGAGAAGCCAUGCUCUCCACGUAUGCCCUCCGGAACCGUAUGAUCCGUCUCAUCCAGAGACGCGACGGUCGUUCGACUGGAUCUUUCUCAUCUCCUCGCUCAACUUUAGCUUCUGGUCAGAGUACGAGGGCACCCCGUACCGCUAUGGUGUUGAGUGGAGGGAAGGCUGGGGUUCCGAGAAGGCAGUCGUGCACACAGGCUACUGGUCCCUCGUUGCUGCCAUUGACAGAGCGCUUGAGGAAGGGAUCCCCAUCACGGACCCCGCGUUCUAUGCGUCCGAAGUUAGUUGCCCAGACUCAACGGUCUCACACGUCUUUCGCGCCGCGCCGCAGUCCGGGGAGGUCAUCCCAUUACUCACUGAGCGCAUCGCCAUUCUGCGGCAGAAUGGGGAGAUACUGUGCAAGCAUUUUGGCGGAUCAUUCCAAGGGCUCUACGAGGCGUUCAUGGAGAGGACGAACGGGCGAGGAACCGCGCUCCAGCUCGUAAGGAUGGUUGCAGACACGUUUCCGUCCUUCCAAGACGAGACCGUGUACAAUGGUCAGCGAGUCUAUUUCUGGAAGCGUGCUCAGAUUCUGGUCGCCGAGACGUGGGCGGCCUUCUACCCGCCGACGCCCGCAGAGCCACACCCCCUCUUCCCAGGCCCCGCUGGCCCUGCCAUGCAUCAACUCACGAUGUUCGCAGACUACCGCGUCCCACAGAUCCUGCACCACCUGAAGAUCCUCGUCUACCCGCCUGAGCUGACCGAGCUGCUGCGUUCACACGCAGACCUGCCUUCGGGAUCCCGAGAAGAAGUGAGCAUCCGCGCCGCGAGCAUCCUCUCCGUCGAGCGUGUGCGCCAGGAGAUGCUCAACGUCCAAAAGGAUGGUGGCGAAGAGAUCAGUAGCGUCCUCAUCGACUUCUACUUGUGGGACCUCGCAAAAAAGAUCGAGGGCGGGACAGACUGCAUCAAGGGCAUGCAGACGAACGAGAUCCUACCCGCGCAUCGUACACGGAGUAUUUGGUAUUAGAGGCAGGGAUCUAUUAUAUACAAGCAGGAUACGUUAAUGUGCUUUUGAAGUGGCCGCCACACCCACUGAAAACGUAUGGCUUAACCCUUGAGAUUCUUGAAAUUGCGCUUCUCAGGCUCGACAUACUCCAGGCCAAGCUCAUGCACAAUUUCAUCUUCCGUUGCUGAAGGCAGAAGCUCCCAAUGACCCUUCUCAGCGGUCUCGGCAGAUUCGUCCUCUGUGCUCUCAGCACUCUCCGCGCUAGCGUCCGAUAAUGGGUGGAAGCGCCAAAGACCGAACUGGUUGAGAAGCAGGCCUUGUUGUUGCGCAGCUGUCGAUAGGUAUCUAACGUAUGUGAUAUCGCCCGUUGAAAAGAGGAGAGCCGCGCCUUGGGACUUAGCUGAGACAGGCCUGAAACGUUAUGAG